UUACUUAGCGGGUGGGUGGUGGUGGGUCUGGUCUCCGGUUCUCGAGCAGGGCUUUUCGGUGAUGCGCAUGCUCACUAGACGGUCUCUGGAAUCUGCUGCAGCUAGCACUAGAGGGCUGAAGAGGCGACGCUGCCUUGGUAACGACACAUGCGGGGCACGAGCUGGGGACCCAUAUUUCCCCACUUCAAAGGCUUCUUCCUCUUAUCCCUCCAUCCAUUUCUCCAUCCCUGUUUCUCACCAACAGCCAACUGGGCGUCUUUGCGUCCGCUGUUAUGGACCCCUGGAAUUGCAGACAAGGCUGAAAAAGAGGGACAUAUAUAAAGAAAAGAGAGCACCGGUAAUAUCGGCGCAUAGGCAGGUAAACCAUGCCGCUGGUUAAGCGCAGUAUCGAGCCACGCCACCUGUGCCGGGGCGCGGUGCCCGAUGGGGUUACCAGCGAGCUGGAGUGUGUUACCAAUAGUACCCUCGCGGCCAUCAUAAAACAACUAGGAAGCCUCAGUCGUCAUGCGGAGGACAUAUUUGGAGAGCUGUUCAACGAAGCUAACAGUUUCUAUAUGAGAAUGAACAAUCUUCAAGAGAGAGUGGACCUAUUGGCUGUCAAGGUCACACAGCUAGACUCCACUGUUGAAGAAGUGUCUCUGCAGGACAUUAACAUGCGCAAGGCUUUUAAGAGCAGUACCAUCCAGGACCAGCAGGUGGUGUCCAGGACCUCAGUCCCAAACCCCGUGGUUGAGAUGUACCAUCGCUGUGACAAACCUCCACCUCUCAACAUCCUCAGCCCCUAUCGGGAUGAUAAGAGGGAUGCGUUAAAGUUUUACACAGACCCAUCUUAUUUCUUCAUGUUGUGGAAAGAGAAAAUGCUUCAGGCCACAGAGGAUAAGAGGAAGGAGAAGAGACGACAGAAGGAGCAGCAGAAACAGGUGGAGGACCCGAGCAGAGAGGUGAAGAAGGUUCGGAAGGCGAGGAAUCGCAGACAGGAAUGGAAUAUGAUGGCUUAUGACAAGGAAUUCCGCCCCGACACCAGACUCACGCCAUCACCGUAUCACGGAAUGUCUUCCGAAGGGUCGCUGUCUCCCGAUAACAGGUCGGUGGCAUCAGACAUCGGAGAGCACUCCUACCCGGGCAGCCCAAACCACCCCUCCCAACCCCCAUCCGCCCCCCACCCCAUCGAGGGCACCCCCCACCUUACCCAGACCCCCCAGACCCAGUCUCUGGACAGGGGCGGUUACCCCCGAGCCAACCCGCCAACCGGUGCGGCCGCAGCAGGACGUCACAUCGCCUCUCUUGGGCGCACCCAGCUCCCCCACGCCGUACCCGCCCCCUCCGAGGGAGGGGCCCUCAAUGGACCCCGGCAGCAGUCGGUCAAGGACUACCGGGCACAUGGCGGCCAGCCGACCACCAUCCCGGAGUACUUCAUCCCACCCGCCCCUCCCCCUCCUCCACCCCUCAUCCCUUCCGCCCAGACCGCCUUUGACUCCACCUCCUCCUCUCCCCUCCCUCCCCCCUCCUUACCCCCCGGGGCUGUGGCGGUCAUGUCCCGACCCUACAGCCCCUCCCCUCCAACCCCCGCCCCACCCAUCAACUAUGUCCCCUCCCCCUCGCACCCCCCUUCCGGAGUCCCGCCCGCUGCCCCGCCUCCGCCCCCACCCGGCUUGCCCCCCUCCCACACUAUGUCUCCAGCUCGAGCCAUUGGUGGAGACGCUCCUGCCAGCAGGAAGGGCCAGAUGCCGAUGAUUCCGAUAAGCGACGCCCGCAGCGACCUGCUGGCCGCCAUACGUAGAGGUAUCCAGCUAAGGAAGGUUCAGGAGCAGAGAGAACAAGAAGCAAAGAGAGAGCCUGUGGGGAACGACGUGGCCACCAUUCUAUCACGACGCAUCGCCGUUGAAUACAGCGAAUCAGAUUCCGACUCUGGCGGAGAGGACAAUGGGGAGUGGUCUGACUGAGAGGGGUCAGAGGUUGGGGAUAGGGCAUGUGAGGUAACAGAGGGUCUAGUUAAGCCUAGAAGGGUGGGAGUUUAUGGAGCAAUAUAUGUGCCAACAAAAUGAAAUUGUAUUCAAAAUGAUUGAGUUCAGAUUCUAUUCCUAUUGCCACUCAUACCACUCCACAGUUGACAGCAAUAUCUAUAGAAAAGAAAUUAAUAGAACAGGCAUCCCCAUUCAAGUCAAUCAUGUCAUCAUGUGUUGAAGGGCAGCCAUUUCAACCCAUAAGAGCAAAGCAGAAAGUGAAGCCAGGAAGUAGCAGAAUAAACUUAACUGACAUUAGGCACAUCAGUUUGCAUCUUUUGAAAAAUUUUACAUUACCACAGGGAUUAUUGAAUCACAGUACCAGGCAGCUAUUGUGUACCCAUACGUUUUAUUGUCAGGGUUAGACAUUCAAAGACCACUCUAUUCAUUCAUAUUUCUAUAUUUCACAUUUUUAGUUGUUUCAGAUCUAUAGACAUUGGAGUAAAAUUAGGCCAUAAAAUAUACCCCCUUGUUCAUUUAAAAGGAUAGAGCAGGCCCUCAGCCCCACACUACAUAUGCCCUUUAGGUAGCAUAUUGAGGUGUGUUUCAGUAGCACCAUGUCACAUGACUUCAAAAACAUGGUUAAUAUAACAGAAUCAGUCAGUCAAUUAAACAUCAAGCAAUCACUCAAUUAACUAAUCAAUAAACCAACCAAUCAACAAACCAAAUAAAUCACCUCUUUGCUACAGUGAAUGCCAGUGUACAGUGCAACACUAGAUUACACUAUGGAUAUGACUCAACUGGUUAAAAGUUCCAACAUAAUAUAAUUUUUCAUUGUAAAUAUAUAUAGAGGUCUGGAAGUCUGGAAUGAGUGGAGUUAGAUUAAGUUCGGUGACUGAAACAUUUGUAUUCUCUUAUUUAUUCAAUUAUUUAUUGUUAUUUUAUAUGGCUCAUACAUAGAAAGGACAGCUCCCCAAUGUCACCCUAUUACCUAUUUAGUGCACAACGUUUGAACUGGGCCCAUAUGGACAGAAGUGGUGCACUAUAUAGGGAAUGGGGUUGCAUUUGGGUCAUAGUCUAUAUCAACUGUGACAGAAGAGAGUUUAAAAACGUAUACCCAAAACAACAAAUAAUCCUGUGAGAUGCAAAUCCUAUGACGGUUCGCUGGAGUUGCCUUGGCCAACACUAAUACUAAUACACAAGGUUUCAGUGGAUUCUCACUACAGAGGAGUGUUGGGGAUGUGGGGGUGUGAGGCAUGCUGGGAUGUCAAAGUGUGAGGAAUAGCAUAGGCUCAUCACGGGGCAGCACAUGAGAUUAUCCUAUGCACGCACACAUGCAUAUGCACACAAACUAACAAAUAUGAUCCCUCAAAACAAACUUAUUCACCGAUACAAGAAAACCAAACUCCAAAAAAAUAAGAAAACCCCUCUCAAAAAAGCAAACACCAGUGUGCAGUGCUUUUUUUAUGUCUUUCCAGCUUAGUGACAGAAAAUUUUUAAUAUUUGCUUCAAUGGAAUGAAUCAACACACUAGCUGUAUAGGUUUGCAUAUAGCUUUGCAGUUAUUAUUCUGUAUGGGAUAGAAUGGACUGGAGUACAGUUAGAGUAUGCAGUGGGUUGAUAUAUUCUCAAGGGCAGGUUUUUACACACACACACACACACACACAUUACAUUUCAGUAAUUGGUCAUGUACGUUUUAUCCUAUACUCUGCCUUUACCAUAAGUAGCGCUGUACAGCUGCACACAGAUGCCUAAAUCCAUCAUCUAUUGUUAUUCAGCAAUGUUUGAAAGUUUUUAAAUGGCUAGGCUUUGGUUUUUAAUUUGUCUGUUUGUAUUUGCUAAGUGGUUGUAGGGCAGAGGGCUGAAAUAUAAUGUGGCCCCUGGGCAAAAAGAAAAGUCAAAAUAUAUUUUAGCAUCAAAAAUAUCAGUUAUAUGACAACAACGUUCUAACUUUCUUGAAUGUCUUGGAACGGUUGGUGCUAACAUGAUAAAUAGACAUAUUGUCAACUUAUACCAUGCACUUCAUGUAGUAUAUUAGAUAGUGGACAAAAUAAAUACUGCACUACAUAAUGCACAAAUUGCUACUUCACUAGAUUGUGCACAAGCAUGGAGAAUAGGGUGUCAGUUUUGACGUAGUUGAAGUCAAUAUAACUCACACCAAGUUAAUUUAACUUAAACUGGGUUAAUUUAACUUAAACAGAUCCAUUUAACUCAAAAUGUGUCAAUUUAACUAAAACAACUCCAUUUAUCUUAAUCCAAGUGAAUUGAAAUCUGUAAAUCUGUGGAAAAUCUGUGGUUUAUAAAGUAACAUUUUGUUUUAAAUGAAAACUGUUGUAUAGCAUUUUGUUAAGAAUCUGUUUGUAAAGAAUGUGUAUCUAGGUAAAAAGGCCAACCGUCUGUGUAUAACACGCAAAUAAUUGUAGGCAAAGCAUGCAUGUAUGAAAAGCUAAUAAUAAACCUUAAGAAAAUACA
Molecule: messenger RNA, 4414 nt
Organism: Esox lucius (northern pike)
Lineage: Eukaryota; Metazoa; Chordata; Actinopteri; Esociformes; Esocidae
Product: WH2 domain-containing protein
Exons: 9
Coding region: 366-1943 (525 amino acids)
Biological process (GO): positive regulation of Arp2/3 complex-mediated actin nucleation; actin cytoskeleton organization
Cellular component (GO): cytoskeleton; SCAR complex
Molecular function (GO): protein kinase A regulatory subunit binding; Arp2/3 complex binding; actin binding
Source: RefSeq, a predicted model, not a curated record